AUGCCUGUAACACCGCCCUCCACGUCUCCAUCGAAACGAAGGCGUCUCAUGCCUUCCGACAACUUUGACAUGCCUGACGAUUCUGAGUCAACCACUCUUCGCACUGCCAACUCAAUUGGCAGCGACAUCACAGCCGAAGCGAUUGACGACCCGACACCACGAGCACAUAGAGGUGGCAUCCCGCCAUGCCAUACCUUGCCUUCGUCGCUUGCCUUUCGCCCAAGUGCAAGUCAUUCCCAAAGCUCGGGGUCGAUAGUCUCCGGUUCCAGUGCAUCUGGUUCCGGUCUGACCCCCAGGCGACGCUCUGUGAGCCCGGUUAAGAAGACAAACGACCUACGGAAGUUAGCCAUACCCACAACACUCACUCCGCUUACAGCACCAAAAAAACAACUCCCUCCUAGUAUGCUCACCAUCUAUAAGCGUAUCGAGGACAUUAUGCAUUAUGGAGACCCAUUUGCGCCGGUGGAGGUCAAAUCAGCCAUCAACGAUAUCAUGCAAGCCACCGGAGAAAGAGAAUGGCCCACUGGCUGGUUUGAGCAGCAAGCCGAUACUGGUGGCGCGGUUGCGGAGCGGGAGCUGGAGAGAAUUCUUGAAAUCCAAACUCUAGCAGCAGAGCGCUCGAGCGAGAAGGCAUCUGAAGCGACAUGGAACCUGGAGGUUCACGGUCCGUUGCUCAAAAUGGCAAUGACCGCAAUCCGUGGUGUUUCUCGUCACUUGAUCACAACAGCAAGAAUUGAGCCCAAAUGGCUUCCGAUCACACGCAUCUCGCCAGGACCCUCAGUUUCAGCUUCAUAA
Messenger RNA from Pyricularia pennisetigena, 795 nucleotides. RefSeq lists its product as uncharacterized. Bases 1 to 795 code for a protein of 264 amino acids. The transcript has a single exon. Lineage: Eukaryota; Fungi; Ascomycota; Sordariomycetes; Magnaporthales; Pyriculariaceae. The record is from RefSeq and is a predicted model, not a curated record.